CAGCAAGUGCCAGUGGGGCAGUUGGAGCUGAGGUCUGGGGCAGAUGGGCAGGCGCUGGGCUGCUGGGAGGAGAUGGGGUGCUGCUUCCUCCCAUCCUGCUCCACUGUCCUUACAUAUUUCCCCCGCUGUUGUUUUAUGUCAUUCACUCUGUGACUAUCUCAGUUUACAUCUCUAAAAGGUAAGGCCUCCUUUGAAAAGAAUGUACCAACCACAAUACAUCAUCACAUUUUAAAAUAUUAAAUGUAAUUCCUUAAUUUCAUGGAAUAUUCAGUUGGUGAUCACAUUUCAGGAGAGACUUUUAAGGGCAGAAACAUGACCCGGGCUGCCCCUUACCAUCUGGUUCCUGGUUUCGGGAAGGCUGGGGUUCCUGGAUUCCUAAGCAUCCAAGCAGAGGGGCAGAAAGGCCAUGGACUCACCCACUGAGGCUCACCCUAAAGCCUGGUGCUGCAUGCAAACCGAUGCGCUCAUUAGUCUUAUGAAAACCCAGGAACUAGCCACACUUGGCAGCCUCCCAACCCAGCACAGCAAGACAUGGCACAGAGAGGGUGUGCUACCUCCUCAAGAUCACACAGCUGGUAAAUUGCAGAGGCAGGAGCUCAAAGCGUGGGUGACUGGAGAGAGGAGUUCUCCAGCUGAGUGUGAGCUCUGUCCUUCACAUUAUCUGGCAUUUUCAUUCCUUCUCAGCACCCAAUUUGGUGAAUUGUGUGUUUUUUAAAACCUGAGUUUUAAAGUCUUAGCUAAAUAUUUAACACCAAAAAGCCAGAUGUUCUGCAAAACUGCCCUGGGUGCACACUUGCCAAGGGUGUCCACUUUGCCGUAGUUUACUGGAGAUCUGUGAAGCUUCCUGGUUAGGGUCAUCAGAGCAUGGAACAGAUGGGGAAACCAAGGUUUGGGAGAGCAAGGACUUGGCCAAGGUCACAGCUGAUGAUGGCCUGGGCCUGGGAGACUCUGCCCCUGGCUGGGGCUGUCGACAUUGGUCAGGUGCUGGGUGCCAGACCCAGGGCUAGUGCUCGAGACAGGGCAAGGGGGUGGGUGCAGAGAUGAUGCCAGGCGGCAGAGAAUCUCUGGCUUCAGAUGCAGGACAUUCCCCUUCCCCAACCUCGGUAAACACCCCACCGUGGUCACUGGAUGGGGACAAAGGUCCAUAGAGGUGGCCCUCUCACAGCCAGACACUGUUGACUCUCUUUGGACACGAGACCUAGCAUGGCCUUCACAGGGCGCAGCCUCCUCUCUCCUCUCUGCUGACGUUCUCUGAGCCCCUCCUGGGCACCAGUGCCUCACCAGGAGCUAGGGACACAGCCGAGACCAGACACCCAGCUGGCCUUCGUGGAGCCCCUGGUCUAGGGGGAGACGGGAGUUAGCUGGGCUGUCCUGAGGUGCUGCCACCAGCACGGCCAGCAUGGUGGACCACUUGCUUCCAGUGGACGAGAGCUUCUCGUCGCCGAAAUGCCCGGUUGGUUAUCUGGGUGACAGGCUGGCCAGCGGGCGGUCAUACCACAUGCUGCCCUCGCCCCUCUCAGAGGACGACAGCGACGCCUCCAGCCUCUGCUCCUGUGCCAGCCCUGACUCGCAAGCCCUUUGCUCCUGCUACAGCGGUGGCUCAGGUGCUGAGGGGCAGGACAGCAUCUUGGACUUCCUGCUGUCCCAGGCCACGCUGGGCAGUGGCGGUGGCUGUGGCAGCAUCGGGGCUAACGGUGGCCCCGUGGCCUGGGGGACCUGGCGAAAAACACCAGCUCCUGUGAAGGGGGAGCAUUUCUGCUUCCCCGAGUUUCCUGCGGGCGACCCUGAUGAUGUCCCAAGGCCCUUCCAGCCCACCCUGGAGGAAAUCGAAGAGUUUUUGGAGGAAAACAUGGAGCCAGGGGUGAAGGAGGCCCCAGAAAGCCACGGCAAGGACUUGGAGACCUGCGGCCAGCUCUCCACCGGGCUACACAGGAGCCACCUCCAUCCUGGGUCCGGUGGGAGAGAGCGCGGUGCCGCAUUGUCGGGCGCCAGUGCAGGCAGCAGCCAGGGCACCGGUGGGGGUCCCACGCCAGACGGCCCCAUCCCCGUGCUGCUGCAGAUCCAGCCCAUGCAGGUGAAGCGGGAAUGUGGUGCAGAGCCCGCCUCGCCUGGGCAGGCCCCAGAGAGCGUUAAGGUGGCCCAGCUCCUGGUCAACAUCCAGGGGCAGACCUUCACGCUCGUGCCCCAGGUGGUGCCCUCCUCCAGCUUGAACCUGCCCUCCAAGUUCGUGCGCAUUGCCCCUGUGCCCAUCGCCGCCAAGCCCAUUGGGUCCGGACCCCUGGGGCCUGGCUCCACCAGCCUCCUCAUGGGCCAGAAGUUCCCCAAGAACCCGGCGGCAGAACUCAUCAAAAUGCACAAGUGUACUUUCCCCGGCUGCAGCAAGAUGUACACCAAAAGCAGCCACCUCAAGGCCCACCUGCGCCGGCACACGGGCGAGAAGCCGUUCGCCUGCACCUGGCCGGGCUGCGGCUGGAGGUUCUCGCGCUCGGAUGAGCUGUCCCGGCACCGGCGCUCGCACUCGGGCGUGAAGCCCUACCAGUGCCCCGUGUGCGAGAAGAAGUUCGCGCGCAGCGACCACCUCUCCAAGCACGUCAAGGUGCACCGCUUCCCACGCAGCAGCCGCGCUGCGCGCCCCUGAACUGCCUGCCUGCCCUCCAGCCCGCUGGUGCUUUGUAGCAAUAAUUUAUCAGCCUCCUUCGGAGGACAGGACAGUGUUACCAGCCACCUUCUGGAGCUCAGGGCACCUGGGAGGUGCGGACCCCAAGCCCCCCACCUGAGCCUCCCCAAGGUGUCCCAGAGCGCCCGGCCGCCUGGGCUGGAGGCGGCCUUCGUGCCUUCGUGCCUUCCCGAGGCCUGGCCUCACCACAGGGGCACUGGCCUGGCCCUGCUCCCACUGGGCUCCCCGCCUGGGCUGAGGCCAGCACUUUAUUGCUGGGAAAGAAGAAAUGUGCAGUUUUGAAAUGUCAGUUCCCAGAGGGAGCCGUGCUGGGAAGAAGGAAGUAGGACAAAAGUCCAGGGCUGCACUGUGGUGUGAGCAUGGCUUUGUCCAAAAUGCCUGGCUCGGCCUGAACACCAGAGGGUUUACGGGCAGGGCGGGCAGGGGUGCAGGACCUGGCCUCCGGGUGGGUGCGGGAUUGGGGUGAAAGGCCCCUCUCUGCGGGUGGCAGUGCAUGUGUGUGAGUUAAACACAGGGCAGAUGGACAGGUGCAGGUUAGCCCCAGAGCAUCUGCACCCAGCCUGGCUCAGCGCCCCCAUCCUGUUUCCAGAGAGAUCCAGACAGCAGCCUACAGGGUGGCCUUCAGGAGGAAAGGGAGCAGCUGCAUUGCGUGUAGAAGAGCUAGAUAGAGCCUCCAAUCCUGAUUUAGAAAUGCAUUCCUUAUUUUGUCUAGAAAUUAAUAUCAAAUGAACUAGCUUGUUUUGAGAGGUUUAUUUCACAUCCUAUGAAUGUAUGUAAAUAAAAUGUACAUAGGUACAUCUACAUAAAAUCUUUUAAUAACGUAUCAACAUUGUGUAAAUUUGAAAUUUAAAUCUAUAAAGCUGGUGUACAUACGUUACAAUUAUGUAUAUUUUCUUUGGUCCUUCAUAAAAAUAUAUUUACUUUGCCAAUAAAAGGAAAAAGAACUCAAAA
This is a messenger RNA of Sus scrofa (pig), 3628 nucleotides long. RefSeq names its product KLF transcription factor 15 (gene KLF15). Gene Ontology annotation, biological process: regulation of transcription by RNA polymerase II. Lineage: Eukaryota; Metazoa; Chordata; Mammalia; Artiodactyla; Suidae. Gene Ontology annotation, molecular function: RNA polymerase II cis-regulatory region sequence-specific DNA binding; DNA-binding transcription factor activity, RNA polymerase II-specific. The record is from RefSeq and is a predicted model, not a curated record.